UGGAAUUCACGGAAACACAUCCUGCAGAGAAGCCAGUGUGUCUCUGGAGCUGUAAGCCAACACAAGCAGACAAUGUAGCAAUGUAGAGGUUCUUUGUUUCUUUAUCUCUCUGGACAUGCAGCAGACAAGAAGACUCUCUACAUAACAAAAGGACAAGAUCUCAAACAUCUAAUCUUGUAUCUUGGACUGGACAACAAGAAAACAUGUUUCUAAACCCAACCUGGAGUGAAGAAAGCAAAGAGCAAUAGAACAUUUAAGGGGAAAGUCACCAGUUUCUUACUAUGCGGAUGGACACGUUGUGAAGUCAGCCUGCCUACUCUGCCUACUGCUUCUUUACUUAAGUAUGUAGGGGCUGAAUCCAGACCAAAUAGACUUGUCUCACCAUCAAGUACCUGUGUUGAGCAAGUGUGAAGAAAAGCAACCAGAAGCAAGGAGGUGAACAGACGGUGAAGUGUGGUGGUUUGCAGCAUCAGCCCCUGAAGAUGCUGCAGGCUGGUAACUACUCACUGGUGCUGCUGGUCCAGCUGACACUGUUGGCCUACGACCUCUUCGUCAACUCCUUCAGUGAACUCCUGAGGGGAGCGCCUGUCAUCCAACUUGUGCUUUUCAUCAUCCAGGACGUUGCCAUCUUGUUCAACGUGAUCAUCAUCCUGCUGAUGAUGUUCAACACCUACGUGUUCCAGGUCGGCCUGUUGUCGCUGCUCCUGGAGAGGUUCAGGGCUCUGCUGAUAUUAUCCGCUCUUUACCUGACGCUCAGCAUCUGCUUCCACUGCUGGGUGUUGAACCUUAGAUGGUUCGAGUCAAACAGUUUCGUUUGGACAGAUGGUCUUCAAGCCCUGUUUGUUUUCCAGAGAACAGCGGCAGUGAUGUAUUACUACUUGUACAAACGAACAGCAGAGUAUAUGGGAGACCCGAGGCUGUAUGAGGACUCUCUGUGGCUUCGAGACGCCUUUGCCAAAGCUUGUCAGUGAAAAAGAGUCUUUGAGAGAGACAGAAGGAUCUGUGGAGAAAGGCUCUUCUGACAUUGUAACAUCAUCAUCAGCUAUUCUGAAUUUUGGACUAUUUUCACGUUUAAAAAAAACAAGCUACGGAUGAAGCAACGUCUCAACCAGUUUGUGUUUACUGGCUUUUCGUUGCCAAUCAAGCAAUUGGUUAAAUGGUUUACAGUGGCAGGUAAGCCAACCGUGGUAGUAUUGCAUUAAGCAGGAUUGUGUCUGUUAAUCUAUGUGGCCUUUGUUAAUCAAUUUGAAUUACAGACAAAAUGCAAAACAUUGGAAGAAUGUUAGGAGUUGCUAAUGUACCAUUUGUAAAACAACAUGUAGUAAUACUUUUGUAGGAAUAGUUCCCCCGCAAAGGAGGAAACAUGUUGAUUUAUUAUGCCUUAUGUAAAUUUAGUAUGCUGUUUACAUGGUAAAUGUUUUUUUAAUAAGCCAUUUUCAUGUGAAUACAGUUGUCUUUUAGGGGCGAUCUUUGAAUAGUGUUUCCGCUGUUUUUAUUAAAUAAUCCUUCUCUAAUCCCGGCGUAAUCCUUCAUCACUUGGAUAGUCUGUAUUAUCCCGCAGACGAGGUGAAACAGACUGCUCUAUUUUUAACACAAAGAUUAAUCAGGGAUUUGGGUUUUAGGCGCCACUUGUGAAACACACCAAAAAAUAGUCUUCAGUGAGUAAAAAUAACCUAAUCUCAACAACAGGUCAAGUUCCAGUGAACUUCAGGUCUCAUC
Anoplopoma fimbria (sablefish) is the source of this 1719-nucleotide messenger RNA. RefSeq names its product transmembrane protein 138 (gene tmem138). Gene Ontology annotation, cellular component: cilium. NCBI's taxonomy places the organism in Eukaryota, Metazoa, Chordata, Actinopteri, Perciformes, Anoplopomatidae. The transcript has 5 exons. The record is from RefSeq and is a predicted model, not a curated record. Bases 483 to 971 code for a protein of 162 amino acids.